Messenger RNA from Peromyscus maniculatus bairdii (prairie deer mouse), 2333 nucleotides. RefSeq names its product NUF2 component of NDC80 kinetochore complex (gene Nuf2). Gene Ontology annotation, biological process: attachment of mitotic spindle microtubules to kinetochore; kinetochore organization; meiotic chromosome segregation. The record is from RefSeq and is a predicted model, not a curated record. Lineage: Eukaryota; Metazoa; Chordata; Mammalia; Rodentia; Cricetidae. Gene Ontology annotation, molecular function: protein-containing complex binding. Gene Ontology annotation, cellular component: Ndc80 complex; kinetochore.
GUCUUCUGAGCCCUCCGGGCCCCCGUCGCGGAGGAAGCGGGCUCCGCGGAAAGGGGCGGGCCUCGUACGCCAAGGCGGCUGGUUUGAAAAGUGACAACAGUUGGAGGCUUCUGGAUUUGUCAUUUCGCUUGUCUCCAGUCUUCUGAGAGCUGCUGCGACCGCAGAAGGACCUUGCCGAGCCAUUCCUGAGUCUGCAGAGGAGGAGACUCUCAGAAUGGAGACUCUGUCAUUCCCCAGAUACAAUGUAACUGAGAUUGUGGUUCAUAUUCGAAAUAAAAUACUAACAGGAGCUGAUGGCAAAAACCUCUCUAAGAAUGAUCUCUAUCCAAACCCAAAGCCUGAGGUCUUGCAUGCUAUCUACAUGAGAGCCUUACAGAUAGUGUAUGGGAUCCGGCCGGAGCACUUCUACAUGAUGCCGGUGAACGUAGAAGUCAUGUAUCCACAACUAAUGGAGGGCUUUUUACCAAUCACCAAUUUAUACUCUCAUCUGGCCUCCUUUAUGCCCAUCUGCCGAGUGAAUGACUUUGAGUUCUCCGAUCUUCUGUAUCCAAAAGGCAAACGGACAAUGCGGUUUUUGAGUGCCAUUAUCAACUUUAUUCACUUCAGAGAAGCAUGCCAGGAGACGUAUGCAGAGUUUCUUUUGGAAAAUAAAUCCUCUGCAGACAAAAUGCAGCAGUUAAGGAGUGUGCACCAGGAAGCAUCGAUGAAACUGGAGAAACUCGAGUCAGUUCCAGUUGAAGAGCAGGAAGAGUUCAGGCAGCUUAUGGAUGACAUUCAAGAGCUGCAGCACUUGCUGAACCACGAGUUUAGGCAGAAAACGUCAGUGCUGCAGGAGGGAAUUGCCCAAAAGAAAUCAGCUAUUUCAGAAAAGACCAAGCGUUUGAAUGAGCUAAAGCUGUCCUUGGCUUCUUUGAAAGAAGUUCAAGACAGCUUGAAAAGCAAAGUUGUGGACUCUCCCGAGAAGGUGAAGAACUUGAAAGAGAAGAUGAAGGACACCGUCCAGAAGCUCCAGAGUUCCCGGCAAGAAGUGAUGGAGAAGUAUGAACUCUAUAGAGACUCUGUGGAUUGCCUGCCUUCCUGUCAGCUGGAGGUGCAGUUAUAUCAAAAGAAAAUCCAGGACCUUGCAGAUAACAGGGAGAAACUGAGCAGCAUCUUGAAGGAGUGCUUGAACCUGGAGGACCAGAUUGAAAGUGAUUCAUCAGAACUAAAGAAACUGAAGACUGAAGAAAACUCACUCAAAAGACUGGUGACUGUGAAGAAGGAGAAGCUUGCCACCACACGCUUCAAGAUAAACAAGAAGCAGGAAGACGUGAAGCAGUACAAGCGGACAGUGAUCGAAGAUUGCAAUAAAGUUCAAGAAAAAAGAGAUGCUGUCUGUGAGCAGGUAACCACCAUUAACCAAGAGAUCCAGAAGAUUAAAUCUGGGAUUCAGCAACUGAAAGAUGCCGAGAAAAGGGAGAAACUGAAGUCUCAGGAAAUCUUUGUCAACUUGAAAAGCGCUCUGGAGAAGUACCAUGAGAGCAUUGAGAAGACCACGGAGGAGUGCUGCACUAGAACAGAAGAGAAGACAGCCGAGCUGAGGAAGAGGAUGUUCCGAGUGCGGCCUUGAUCCGCACAGGCAGCCAGCCCUCCAGUACACUGCCUUCCCGUUUCCCUUUGGCAUAGUUACAGCGAUGCUAAUAGAAGUGCCAGCCAUGUCCGCUAACUUACCUGGUCACCUGGUCACCGCUGGUUCCUGUUUCCCUUCGGCAUAGUUACAGCGAUGCUAAUAGAAGUACCAGCCACGUACGCUAACUUACCCGUUCACCUGGUCACCGCUGGUUCCUGUUUCCCUUUGGCAUAGUUACAGCGAUGCUAAUAGAAGUACCAGCCACAUCCACUAACUUACCUGGUCACCUGGUCACCGCUGGUUCCUGUUUCUCUUUGGCAUAGUUACAGCGAUGCUAAUAGAAGUGCCGGCCACGUCCACUAACUUACCCGGUCACCUGGUCACCGCUGGUUCCGUUUGCCUUUGGUGUGCUUUUAUAGGCUGGUGUGCUCCCUGUGUUUUUUCUUUGUAUUUUAAGUACCAAAAAUAAUAGGACAGCAAAUAAAGGUAGAAAUACUUAAUAGGUAGAAUUUUGAGAAAUUGUUCAGUAUCCACUAGGCAAGAGGUCUAGGAUUGAUAUUCGGAGGUAAAAUGAAGGCGUUCUUUCGGUUGGUGUGACUUUUCCUAAGCACACAUUGUUGAAGGACAACUGAGGUUUUAGGAUUAAGCUAUGUCAUAAGCAGAACUGUUAAGUAUUUUUUUAACCUUUCACUUAUACCAUGAAAUAAACUUAAAUGAGCUUCAA